Messenger RNA from Triplophysa dalaica, 2303 nucleotides. RefSeq names its product dual specificity phosphatase 29-like. The transcript has 7 exons. Gene Ontology annotation, biological process: negative regulation of MAPK cascade; protein dephosphorylation. Lineage: Eukaryota; Metazoa; Chordata; Actinopteri; Cypriniformes; Nemacheilidae. Gene Ontology annotation, cellular component: cytoplasm. The coding region runs from base 383 to 1516 and encodes 377 amino acids. The record is from RefSeq and is a predicted model, not a curated record. Gene Ontology annotation, molecular function: protein tyrosine/serine/threonine phosphatase activity; MAP kinase phosphatase activity.
AGUAACACUGUCAAUUUGACCUUGUGGGGACAUUUUGAUCCCCAUAAGGGAAAACAGUUUAUAAAUCAUACAGAAUUAUAUUGAUUGCAAAAUAAAAACUGCAGAAAUUUUGUGAUUAUUGGGCUUAGGUGUGGGGGUAGGUUUGGGGUGUAGAAUACAUCAUAAGCCUGAUAUAUAAUCAAUGGAAGUCUAAGGAAUGUCCCCACAAAACAUGGAAACCUGAGUGUGUGUGUGUAAGACUAUCUGCACGCCGAGGCACUAAAUUGGGUAAGAGAGCAAUGAAACAGCUGUUGAGGGGAUCAGUCCGACAGAGACGAGUCCGGUGAGUCGUGUCAUUAUAAACACUCUUUAUCUAUUUGACUGGUACUUCAGGGAAGAAACGAUGGCCUGUACAAACAGCAGGAAAGAGUAUAUGUCAGUGAAAGACCUGCAGAAAGUUCUGGACUCGUGUAAGUUAGGUCUGCACCAAAUCGAUGAGGUCUGGCCAAACAUUUACAUCAGCAACGUAGGAAUUGCUCAGAACAGAAGUACCCUGCAGAAACUUGGCAUCACUCAUAUUCUGAAUGCUGCUCACUCCAAAAGAGGAAGCAUCGGGGACAAAAAGUACUACGGUACCAGUGUUGUUUACUGCGGUAUCCCGGCUGAUGACUCCACACACUUUGAUUUAGACGUUUACUUCAAGCCGGCAGCAGAUUUCAUUCACAAAGCUCUUCACGCUCCUGAUGGAAAAGUUCUGGUGCAUUGCAUCAUGGGAAUGAGCCGCUCCUCGACACUGGUGCUGGCGUAUCUGAUGCUCUAUCACAACAUGUCUCUACACAAGGCCAUAAAGCGUGUCAUCCAGAAACGGGCCAUAUAUCCCAACAGAAACUUUCUGGCAUUGCUGCUGGAUCUGGACCUACAGACGAAGAGAAAACACAGAACUUCUCAACACAGCGUGGCGUCAGAAAUGCCCCGGAGCAGCAGUUUUCUGGGCUGUACUGAGGACAGAUAUGAGACCCCUCCUGGAUCUGAGCUUCAGAGAUUACUGUGGAUCAAACCUGGAAGCAGCAGCCACCUGGACGAGGUCAGACCUGGAAUCUACAUCGGAGACAUGUAUGCAGCGAAGAACAAACGUUUGCUACAAUCCCUUAAAAUCACACACGUGUUGAACGCAGCUCACGGGAAGUUUAAUGUUAACACUGGGGUCAGUUAUUACAGAGACACGAACAUCACAUAUCACGGUGUGGAGGCGUUUGAUAUGAGCUCUUUUGACCUUAGUCCGUUCUUCUACUCGUCUGCAAAGUUCAUCAAGAGCGCCAUGAGCACCCCUGGAGGUAAGGUGCUCGUGCACUGUGCCAUGGGUUUGAGUCGCUCUUCAACUCUUGUCUUAGCGUAUCUGAUGAUUCAUGAAGACAUGACGCUGGUGGAAGCCAUCAAAGCAGUCGCAGAACACAGAAACAUCUGUCCAAACUCUGGAUUCGUGGAACAACUGCGAGAACUGGACCAGAAACUCCUCGGCCGGAGCUCUGCUGAGUGACCAUCACACAUUUAUAAUUACUUAGAAAUAGUGUAGAUAUCAUAAAAGACAAUUAAAACAUUUUUGACAAAAUACACUUUUCAGAAAUAACUUAAAUGAACCUGUUUAGAUCACAUACGGAAUGUAAUUUGUAGAUAAAAAAUAAAAUAUAUUUUGAGAAAUGUCAAGAUCUUUAUUGAAAACAUUUGAUUUAAUUUAAAGACCAAGUCAGACGUGUAUCCAUAUUAUUGUCACUCACAUUCAGUUGUUAUUGUGUUUUAUAUUUUUCUGUGUGAAAGAAGGUGUUAAAAUCUGAUUACGUUUCUAAAAUAAUUGUGCCUUUACACAAUGCUGUUGUUUCAGCAGGAAUGGAGUGUUAGACAAACAGGUUUACAGUUUUGUUGAAAGAUUAGUUAAAAACUAUUUUCCAGUGGUAAAUAGAGUCAAUUUUAAACUGAUGUUUGUUUCAAUCAUGUUAUGAAUCUCUGUUAAGCUUAGAAGUUCAGCUUUCGGGUUCAUCUACUCUCCACAACGCCAUUACAUCGCUAAACAAAUAGAGAGCGUUCACACAAACCUGCUUCUUCUAAGCAACGGCCUCCUACAGCGUCUCUGAUUUACUUCAAGGGGAUUUUUUGCAUAUAUUGUAUUGUCUGAUCCUAACAAACCACACAUCAAUGAAAAGCUUAUUUAUUCAACUUUCAGAUGCUGCAUAAAUCGUAAUUUCGAAAAAUCAACCAUCAAGACUGGUUUUGUUCUCCAGGGUCACAAAAUUAAAAAAAGUUACAAAACUCAACUCUCUCUCUCUUUC